AACCACGCCCCCAGAGGCACGCGCACAAGCGCAGGCUCAGACACACCACCUCCUCCAUCACUGGCAAACGCACAUACACACAGAAGCAUCGCGGGGUGAAGCGCACAACAUGUGAAAUGGGCAUGAAGGACAGGUGUCGGGCUCCGGCAGGCGCACAGCAGGUGCAGCGGGGCUAACGCCGUACCCACACGGAGAGCAAGGCUGCCGCUUCGCCAUGUCCACCGCAUGCCAUGUACUCACUGGCGAGACGGCUGUGUUGAUCUUGAAUCACACUGAAUGGAGAUCAUUGAAGUUUCUUUAAGAUGACUCGGACACAUCCCCCUGAUAUACUGGCAUCAACUCUGUAUCAGGACAUAAAUCUAAAUCCCAUCACUGACCCCUCCAUUUCUCUACACUCCAACCAGCAAUGUGACUUGAAAAUGAUUGAUAAAUCAGAAAUCAUCAACAAAAGACACUGCCGUAGUUUUGACUUCAUUGAGUCACUGGAUGACCCACAGACCCUCUCUUCCUCGAUGGAGUAUCCUUACAAAAGGCCCGAGCAUCAGACAUUAAAUAAAGAUCUUGCAUGGAAUGGAUUGGAUCAACCGGGACAUCUUCGCUUUUCAUCUCCAGAUCUGUUUAACACAAGGCAGUUUCAGCAGCACAGCACCCAAGACAAAACCAGCAAUCUUACGUGGUCAGAUUCAAAAAAGAGAUCCAGGUCUAAAAGCGCUCCCAGGAUUAAGGCUACUCUCACUCCUGUACCCAUUUCAGUGUCUCCCCCAGGGACCAGGAAGGGGAGGGAUGCACCUCAGGCUACAUCAGAUACCUUGAGGACUUCUGAAACAGUGCGAGAUUCCUACUCAUCAAACAGGCCUUUUUUGAAUGAGGUGCAUCCUAUCAAACUGCAGCCUCAUGCCCCCCUCUAUGUAUCAGACUGUUUUGAGGAGGACAAGUCAGAUAAACCUGCUGUAACCCCUCAUGUUAGGUGCCGUGUGGACAUCAAGCCAGAUGCUGCUGUACUGCAGCACACAUCAAGGCAGGUUCCCAGUGUGCGUCCUGACCACCUUUGGCAGAGAUACUCUCAGGCCAGUAGCAGCAGAGGUUUGUAUGUGCCUCGACAGAUGGUCUCCUCACCAACGCCCACUCCAAGUGAGUGCUAUAGUGGAGAUUUUAGACAGGGGUACCACUACACUACCAGUAUGUCUCCUAUCUCUUACCAGCAUCUAGACAUGCACAGAAUGCCAUCACCAACAGCACCAUAUCUGACUCAAGAACAAAGAGCUUACUCAAAUCCUAACAUACCAACCAAGUUUUUCUAUACCGAGGAUGCAGUCCGUUAUCCAGUGCAUCCCUACUCUAGAGCUUACUUUCAGGAUGAUCGGUCCAGUCUAACCAGUCAUGGUAGUACAGUGACCAGUCAGUACGAUCCAAGGACUCGAUGGGUUCACACCCUUCCUGUCAGGUCGUAUUACGCAGACAACUUUCCCAGAGAGCCUGCACAUUCUGUAUAUGGCAGGCCUUACUCCACAAGUGAGGCAAGUUCAUACUUUUCUCAAACUCCACUGUCUAGAUCUUACUAUGGUGAGGACAACCGCUUCAAUCCGUAUCAUAUGAAUAACUCAAGGUUUGUUUACUCCAAACCAUUUAGCUCUCCUAUGGAGCAGUACUUUCCAUCAAGGCCAUACCAUACAGAGGGUCGUCGACGCCCUCGAAUGUCUCAGGCCUUUUCAGAUGACUGGUAUCGCUCAAGCAUAUCUGGUUACUCUAAUCAGUCCUCUCAGCACACGCCACCAAGAGUAAGACAAGACUCCAGCAUACCCCCGUGGUUUCCCAAUAGCUGUACAGAGACAAGUCGCCUUGGAGCAGAAAUCAAAAACCAUUCAAAGUCUUGGGACAAUAUUCUCUAUCCACGUCAUGACAGAGACCAGUCAGUGCCACGUGGACGAAGUUAUGAAAAUUUGUUUUACCAAGCAAGGAACGGCACAUCCUCUGAUGUUACAUCUCAACCUGUCAUUCUUAACCUAUCAAGUUCACCGAGACGCUACGCUGCCCUGUCACUGUCUGAAAACUCUCUAGAGAGGGGUUCAAGCAAUCCGUGGAAGAAUAGCAAGAGUGGACAUUGGUUUGUAACUCCAGAGAUCACCAUAACUGACAAUGACCUAUGUGCAGGCAACAGCCGGCGACGUGAUGUCCACUCUGUUAGCUGGGAUACACUGGAUGAUGAAAAAGCACCAUCUCCCAGAGAAGCUCAUCCGAAGCAGCCAUCUAAUGCAACAGACAUUACCAAAGAUAGGAAACAUAACAACUUCUCCCUGCAGCAGAGCCUAGAGCAGCUGGAUGAACUCUUAGCUGAUUUGGUCGUUGACUACAAGCCACCAACUAGCAGAAAGUCCAGUGAAGACCUUUUAGACCAGCUAAAACAGCUAAUCACUGAAGAUGAUGAGAAAGACAGGGGUUUGUCCGGGCACGAGAACUUAGGAUGUCUGAACACACAGCUCCCCUCCUCCAAAUCCAGCCCCGACACCAUCAAAGACCCCGAUAGUGGGUGUGAUGCUUUACAAAGAAGUGCAGAAGAGUGCUCUCCAGACCACAGCACUGAUGAAGAUGACACUAUGGUGUGUGCUAAUAAGAAAUGCAGCCGGAUUGAGAAUAUGUUCAACGCCUGCCUGUAUUUCAAGUCUUGUCACAGUUGCUACACCUUCUACUGCUCACGAAAUUGUCGCCGGGACGACUGGGAGAUCCACAAAGAGACGUGCCUGUAUGGUCGUGUCAGCAGUGUGUGUCGACACACUCUUAAGUUCUGCAGAGAGAAUACAGAGAUCCACAAAGCCUUCUCACGAGUUGCUAAAGCUGGCUAUCUCUCCAGAGGCAGAGGCGUCCUCUUUCUGGGUUUUGCUAAUCCAGAGACAGCUGACAACUUCCUGCAAGUUGGGCUUGAGAGCCUCCUCAUGUCUCCCACAUACUUAUCUCUCAGAGAGCUGGAUGGCUUCAAGGACAACCUAGGAGAGUACUGCAAGGAACUGCAGCAAGCAGGUCAUGAGUAUGACCCCAAUGAAUGUUUCCUUUUGAAUGUAUCCAUCGCUGUUGGUGAACUAGUGCCUAACAGACCUUCGCCAAGGGUCCAAACACCAACAGUUCGAAAAUAUGCAAAGGUGUCCUUAGCCUCCUCAAGCCCUGACAAAAAGGUACUCAAGAAGGAUAGCGAAAUGGAAACGCUCAUCCUCACUCCCCCUCCGGGCACACCAGACAUUGACAAGGAGGGGGAGGAGGGAAGAAAAGCUCGAGAGGUCUGCUUUGUCAAUAUCCAGCGCGAGCUCAGGACCAGAGGAGUUUUCCUUCGCCAUGAGUACCCCAAAAUCUAUAAUCAGCUGUGUGAGUUUGUGGAAAGCAACAAAAGGUUUACUCCUACUACUAUAUACCCAAUAGAUAAGAGAACAGGGAAACAGUUUAUGUGCAUGAUCAUGGCAGCAUCCGAGCCAAGAACAUUAGACUGGGUGGGCACCCCCCAUCUCUUGGAUGAUAUCAUAUAGCAUAGCACUAAUUAGUAACGAUAAUGAUGUCAGCUAAAUGUAUAUACUGGAAAUAAAUUGUGUGAUUUAGCAAACUAAAUAUUGAUUUGGAAAUAGAUGUAUAUACAGUAUGUGACCAGCCGCUCUCUCUCUCUCUCUCUCUCUCUCUCUCUCUCUCUCUCUCUCUCUCUAUCAUCUAUCUAUCUCUCACUUCUGUCUGUUGCCACAGAUACACAAAACUCACACGCAUAAACACACACACUUGUGACAUGUUGUUUUUGGCUUGUUUUGAUCCCGUUGCCCACAGAACAGUUAAACAGUUAAUAGCCUGCAUGUAGACUAGGCAAGCUCUCCAGUUAUCCAGGUGUUUAAGAUGUGAACAUGUAUGAUUGUGCAGUCUCUGCAGACAAUUUAUGAAGCACACAGUAUUUAUUAAGUGCACAUUUCAUUGCCUACACAUAAUAGUGUGCAAAGCCAGGUUUCAUAUUGUAACAGUCAUCCACUAUUAAUUUCUCCAACAAAUGCUAAAUCAUAUAUUUAUAUCUUGUUACAGUGGUUGUAAGAUUACAACUGUUGUUUAUUAGUAUUUAAGUAUUAUUUCCUUGAUAUGCUGUAGAUGUGUGGGUUUUUUUUUUUUUUUUAAAUUAUAUUAGUCAUUGUUUCAUAGAUAAAGGAGUACAAUCAGACCGCCGGUUGUUUUCCCACUUCAUUCACGAUUUAGUUGGAACUUAUUUCAUCUUGUGAAAAGACUUGAUGUCAUUCUUGUAUAAAUUGCUUUGUUUGAAAGUGGCCUUCAGUCGAAAACAAAAAAAAAUGCAUUUGACACAAAGCAAUGUAUAGGGUUAGCUAUUUCUAAAGGGUUUAGAGCUAUAGAAUUAGGUUGUUUAAACUACCAGUGUAAAUGAAUAAUUAUUUUGCUCAAAGCAUGUUAUUUAUAUUUAAGGUAUUUUAAUAUUGAUAUUGCUUAUGAUUAAAUUUAUUAUGUUAACAAGAUACCAUUUGAUGCAUAGAAAUGUAAGAGGUAUAUAUAUUGAAUAUUAGAUCAUUUGAACAUCAUGAACUUGAGACCGUAUUGUAACUAAUACCACAGUAUGUUCCUAAUUAAAUCAUAUGCAAUAAAAGAGCAACCUUAACAUCUAUAUUGUAAAAUCCUAUUUUAUUAUAAACACUUAAUAAUUCCUUUGAGCCAAGAGCUGCAAAGACUAUUUGCACUUACACAAAUUACGAGAUAAGAAUGUUCCUAACAGCGCUGCAGCACUGACCCCAGAUGAUAAGCCUGCUUCCAAUGCCAUUGUUGACUAAUCUAAGGUUGCCCUUUUACUUGAUUAUAUCUUUGUGCAAGACCUUCCUCAAGUUUCUAUUUUGUGAUGUUUAUAACACACGUAUAUAUAAAUAUAUAUAUGAAUCUAUAAUAAAUGGAAGUAAAUGAGUGACCUCAUGGCUUUGAAUUUUUCUUCAUGGGCUACUUUAUAUAAAGGCACAAGAUUAAAUAAAUACAGUUCUCGUCA
Molecule: messenger RNA, 4999 nt
Organism: Haplochromis burtoni (Burton's mouthbrooder)
Lineage: Eukaryota; Metazoa; Chordata; Actinopteri; Cichliformes; Cichlidae
Product: un-named hu7912
Exons: 2
Coding region: 303-3512 (1069 amino acids)
Biological process (GO): cell-cell junction organization
Cellular component (GO): apical junction complex; plasma membrane
Source: RefSeq, a predicted model, not a curated record